UCAACUAUCAGGUCAUCCAGUUCGUAAAAUCUGUUGUGUUCUGACAACGAGAACAGAGAGGAGCAAGAAGACUUCACUGAACAGACACAACACAUUCUGCGCCUUCAGAAAUGCACGAAUUAUGGGAACAUUUAAUUGUUACACCUUGCAUUUUCAAUUUUUCAGGCUUUUUGGUUACAGUAAAAGAGUAGCAGGAAGACCUCAGGAUUUUAAAGAGGACAGAAUGAAGCAAACCUCUGGACUUAAUGGCUGGAUCAAAGAUGCUAUAAAGAAAAGAAGGAUACAUGACCUCUAACCAAACUUGGGAGGUAACAAACUUUUGUCUUUGAGAGUCUAACAGUGUUAAUAAGGGACAUUAUGAACUUGCAUGCCAACAUUUCAAAGCCUGUGCCUAAAAGCAUCUUCACCUCUUCACACCUCAUGCCCUUUGACCCUGACACCUGGACACCGAGUCCGGACAUCAUGCUGGGUAAUGUGGUUCGUAACAGUUCGUUUGGCUGUAACAGAAGUUGGGCUGACACUGAAGCAUCUCUCUUUCCAAACGUAUCCAUCAGCAGCACUUCCAGUGAAAAAACAGAACCGCUGUCAUGGCAAAGGUGCAACGGCGAGACAAGCAAAGAGGAGUUAGUUCGGAAAAACUGGGCUGCGCUACUGAUUUUGGUUGUAGUCAUUAUUACGGUUACCGGGAAUAUUUUAGUAAUCAUGGCUGUCAAUCUGGAACGAAAACUGCAAAAUGCCACAAAUUACUUUCUCAUGUCACUGGCAGUGGCAGAUAUGCUUCUGGGACUUCUGGUCAUGCCUGUCUCCAUGGUGACCAUUGUGUAUGGUUACUCCUGGCCACUCCCUGCAUCACUGUGUCCCAUGUGGAUCUACUUGGAUGUUCUCUUUUCCACUGCCUCCAUCAUGCACCUGUGUGCUAUCUCGCUGGACCGUUAUGUGGCCAUCCGUAACCCCAUCCGACACAAUCGGUCAAACUCACGCUCCCGUGCCCGGGCCAAGAUCACGGCAGUCUGGACCAUCUCAGCAGGCAUCUCCAUGCCAAUCCCAGUCCUGGGUCUGCGUGAUCACACCAAAGUUUUCAAGGAUGGCAGCUGCCUAUUGACGGACAACUCUUUCGUAUUGAUUGGGUCCUUUGUGGCCUUCUUUGUGCCAUUGACCAUUAUGGUGGUGACCUAUUUCCUGACUAUCAGCGCUCUGCAGAGUGAGGCCACUCUCUGUCUCGACCAACUGGUGCCCAGGCCCAAAUGGAGCACAGGGUUCACUCUCAACUUCCUCCCAGGACCCUCAUUCUCGCCCUCUGAGAAAAAACUGUUCUUGCGGCGCUCGUUGAGCCGUGAGGUGGGGGCAGAGUCAGGGGUUGUGAUGCCACCUUUCGGACGGAAUACGGUGCAGUCCAUCAGCAACGAGCAAAAAGCCUCCAAAGUUCUGGGCGUGGUUUUCUUCCUGUUCGUAGUCAUGUGGUGUCCAUUUUUCAUCACUAAUGUUUUAGCGGUGGUUUGCGAGCCAGCGACGUGUGAUGCCGACGUAAUGAACAGUCUGUUGAAUGUGUUUGUGUGGGUUGGUUACCUGUCCUCCGCCGUUAACCCGUUGGUUUACACACUCUUCAACAAGACUUACCGCUCAGCCUUCGCCAGAUACAUCCGAUGCCAGUUUCAUGAGGAGAAGAAACCGCUACAACUAAUUCUGGUCAACACCAUUCCACCGCUGGCCUAUCAGUCCACACACCUGCCGCUCACUGGAUCAAUAGGCAAUGGGGAUUUCUCUCUGCCCCUUCCCAAUAAAAAACACCAUCUGUCCAAAAGCAGCAAAAAUGAGAGUGUCAGCUGCUUGUGAAUUCUCUCUGUGAACUCACAAAAUGCCAGCAGUAACCAUGGAUUUUCUUCUGGAUUUCAUCUUUGACAUUCUCCCCAUUUUACCUCUACAGAAAUAAGCUCUGACUGGUCUAAAGUAUUAGUAUUCAAAGCCCAAAUGCAUCUAUGAACGAGCAGCUUCAUGGUCCAUGACUUUAUCACAGGGUACUGAUGCAUCAAAAGACCUUUGUCUGAUCGGGAUCUGUCCUGAACCAUUGAUGUCAGUUGAAUCAAUGGCAUAAACCUUCUAGGGUUAUAAAAACUGUAUAUAAGUGUUAAGUCAAAAUUUGGGUUUGAUGUCAAGACUUGUAGGUUUUUUAUGUAGCACUUUAUAUGGCAGAGGGUGAAGUCUAAAUUCAUGGGUGAUCAGCAGUGUUUUGUUUACAGCGUCUGGUUUUGGAAAACAACUGUGGAUAAAAGUUGUAAUGUGACUAGAGUUUUUGUACUGUGUCAAAUGAUUGAGAUGCUGUAGCCUCAUUCGUAUAAGCUGACUUUUGUGCUGCUGGUUUAUCAUUUUAGCAUACGUAUACACUGAAUCCAGACACAGGACAAGAUACUGGUUUUUGGACAUUACCUAACCUUAUGAA
This is a messenger RNA of Carassius gibelio (silver crucian carp), 2437 nucleotides long. RefSeq names its product 5-hydroxytryptamine (serotonin) receptor 2A, genome duplicate a (gene htr2aa). NCBI's taxonomy places the organism in Eukaryota, Metazoa, Chordata, Actinopteri, Cypriniformes, Cyprinidae. The record is from RefSeq and is a predicted model, not a curated record. The transcript has 3 exons. Gene Ontology annotation, biological process: G protein-coupled receptor signaling pathway, coupled to cyclic nucleotide second messenger; chemical synaptic transmission. The coding region runs from base 358 to 1833 and encodes 491 amino acids. Gene Ontology annotation, molecular function: neurotransmitter receptor activity; G protein-coupled serotonin receptor activity. Gene Ontology annotation, cellular component: plasma membrane; dendrite.